CGAGGAAACAUCCUUAGAUAUAAUAUACAUGGCAGAAUUCACAAUAGGGGUGCAGGAGUUUUAUACAUUAUUGCUCAUGGCUUUAUGCGUGAUGUCUUGUACGGCAGAUAAACCAUGGUGUAAGGGCACUGUAUGGAAGGAGAAGGAUAUUGAAAAUUUGGCGCUCGGAAAACCUGCCUCGCAAUCAAAAUCCACGACAUUGAAUGCUGGUCUUGCUGUCGAUGGUGUAGAGGAUGGCGAAUACUACCAUGGCUCAUGCACCCAUACUCACAUGACGAGCGGCAAUUGGUGGAUGGUUGACUUGCAGGAUAUUUAUCCCAUUGGAUCCGUCAAGCUGAUAAACAGGAAAUGUGGCGAAAGCAAUUGUAGAAGUCCUCAGUACGCUACGUAUGAUGUAGAAGAUCAUCUUUCAAAUUUUAAAAUCAAAGUCAGCAAAGACUCUAAAAAGUGGGAGCUAUGUACUUACUUCAGAAGUACAAUGGAAUCUUGUAAAAAAGGCUGUCAGAUGUUUUACUGUCCAAGUGGAUUGAAAGGGCGCUACGUCAAGGUUCAGUUGCAAGAAAUGAACUUUCUCUCACUCUGUGAAGUUGCUGUUUUUCGACCAUCAAAAAUUCAGAAUUUGGCGCUUGAAAAGCCUGCCUCCCAAUCAAAAUCGACGGCAUUGGAUGCUGGUCUUGCUGUCGAUGGUGUAGAGGAUGGCGAAUACUACCAUGGCUCAUGCACGCAUACUUGGCAGACAAGUGACAUUUGGUGGAUGGUUGACUUGCAGGAUGUCUAUCCCAUUGGAUCUGUCAAGCUCAUAAACAGAUAAUGUGGUGAAGAGAAUUGUGGCAGUGCCCCGGGCUCUCCUAAAAUUGAAGAUGAACUUUCGAAUUUCAAAAUAAAAGUCAGCAAAGACUCUAAAAAGUGGGAGUUAUGUACUCACUUCAGAAGUACACUGGAACCAUGUAAAAAUGGUUGCCAGAUGUUCUACUGCCCUAGUGGACUGAGGGGGCGCUACGUUAAGGUUCAAUUGCUAGACUGGAAUUACCUCUCCCUCUGUGAAGUUGCUGUUUUUAAACCAUCAAAAUUGAACAAUCUUGCACUUGAUAAAGUUGCAACACAAUCAUCGAUUGAUCACAGUAUUAGUACAUCUGCGGCCGCUGCAAUUGAUGGAAAUGUAGAUGGCGACGUUGAACACCUCUCCUGUAUUCAAACCAGAAGUGAGAG
This is a messenger RNA of Owenia fusiformis, 1209 nucleotides long. The record is from the annotation of a GenBank genome assembly. Lineage: Eukaryota; Metazoa; Annelida; Polychaeta; Sabellida; Oweniidae.